CCAGAUGAAUGGCUUCACCAACAAUGGUCGUUCUUCUUCUUGGUGCAAGGCACCCUGACUCAUCCCUAUACCUGUAGACGAGGCUUUUCCAUGCUGAUCCUGACAGCCAAGCUCCCUGAAGCUUACAUUCCAGGGCCAGUAAACAUCUCCUCUUCCGGAGGACUCCAUCGUUGGUUCACGUCACCAUGUUGCGGUUGGCCACCUUCUUCAUACACUGCCUCGCUCUGGUUUUGGGACACUAUGACAUUUGCAAGUCCUGGGUGGCGUCUGAUGAUGGACCAUCUUGGGAAUAUUAUGCCUGCCAACCCAAGCCCAUGGCGAUGAAGGAUUACGUAAUGGUGAAAGUGGACCCCCCUGGAAUAACCUGUGGGGACCCCGCCGAGUAUUUCUGCACACAUGAAAACCCAUACCUCUGCAGCGAUGAGUGUGACGCUGCCAAUCCUGACCUUGCCCAUCCACCAAGCCUGAUGUUCGACAAAGAAGAAGAAGGCCUGGCCACCUACUGGCAAAGCGUCACGUGGAAACGAUACCCCGAGCCGCUGGUUGCUAAUAUCACGUUGUCUUGGAAUAAGAGUGUUGAGUUAACCGAUGACAUUGUGGUGACCUUUGAAUAUGGACGUCCUACGGUCAUGAUGUUGGAAAAGUCAUUGGACUAUGGAAGGACUUGGCACCCCUACCAGUAUUAUGCGGAUGACUGUAUGGAAGCGUUUGGCAUGCCGGCCAAGAAGAUCAGGGACCUCACUGCCUCCAACGCCAACCGCGUACAAUGCACCGAGGAGUACUCCCGCUGGGCGGGUUCCAAGAAGGAGAAGAACGUGCGCUUUGAUGUUAGAGAACGUUUUGCCAUUUUCGCGGGUCCUGAUCUUAAAAAGAUGGAGAACUUGUACACAAGGAUGGAGAGCGCCAAGGGUUUGAAGGACUUUUUCACGCUCACCGAUCUACGGAUUCGUCUCUUACGCCCGGCACUGGGUGGAACCUAUGUUCAGAGAGACAACCUGAGAAAGUAUUUCUAUGCCAUCUCCAAUAUAGAAGUGACUGCCAGGUGUAAAUGCAAUCUACAUGCCAACGCAUGCUCGUUCCGGGACGGCAGUCUGCAGUGCGAAUGCGAACAUAAUACCACGGGACAGGACUGCGGCAGGUGUGAAAAGAGGUUCCGCACCAAGUCUUGGCGAGCUGGCUCCUACACCCCUACCCCUCAUGGAUCCCCCAAUGCAUGUGCAGCGGCUGGUUCCGCCUUGGGCAACUGCGAGUGUUACGGACACUCUAACCGCUGCAGUUAUAUCGACUUCCUGAAUGUGGUGACCUGCGUCAGCUGCAAACACAACACUCGAGGUCAGCAUUGUCAGUACUGCCGGCUCGGCUAUUACCGGAAUGUCUCUGCCGAGCUGGACGACGAGAAUGUCUGCAUAGAAUGUAAUUGCAACCAGCUGGGAUCUCUGCACGAUCGAUGCAACGAUACGGGCCACUGCGAGUGCAGAACGGGAUCCGCCGGGCCCAAGUGUGACGAUUGCCUGCCUGGGUACCACUGGAAACAGGGCUGCAAACCCAAUGUAUGUGACGAAGAGCUUCUGAUCUGCCACAAUGGCGGGACUUGCCACCACGGACAGAAAUGUAUUUGCCCCGCCGGCUUCAAAGGAGCCCUGUGCCAGGAUGCUAAAUGUGACUCCACCCACAGGAACUGUGACUCCGCCUCCAGCACUGUGGUCAGCUCGGCGCUUCUUCUCGUUUGCACACUUUUGAUGAGCACGGUAGACGGUUAAAGCCCUGAAUGUCAUAGGCUGAGCACACCGCAGGAGCUGUGUCUACGUAUCAGUCAAUCUUCCUGUUACAGAGCACUAGAUAGUCAAGAGGGGGGCAGUUGAUGUCUGAUGGUAACUCAACUUCUGCAGUGCCUUAUUGCCUUGUUACAAGGGACAUUGGGAGAGCUUGUAAAAGCACACUGGCGUCACUGGCGGCCAUGUGCAAAACAGUGCCAUUAAGUUGGCCCUCAGGUGGAAGAGUCUCUCCCCCUCUCUCAUGGCGUGAUGAUAGCCAGCUAUAUUUUGGACUGGCUCCGCCAAGGGCACUACCUACACCCAUCUACGGACUCCGACAGAUGGAUGUUGGAGCGAUCACCAGCUGCUGGUCAAUGCUUUUACGCAAGAAGGUGGUCAUAAUAAGCCUACCUCUCUUUAGUAUAAACAGGGGGCACGUGGUGGACAAAGACAAUGCUUAACAAGAAAGGGGGUCAUCUCUACACCUCAUUGGAGUCGCAGCGUGGAGACCGGACCCCGUGCCAAAAACAAGGACUGCACAUAUACAUAUAAAUAUAUAGAAAGAAAACGUAUAGGAUUUCGGCGGUGGGAUUCUGAGCGCGUCCAUGCGGAGGCAGGCAUCCGAACUAAAAAAAUCUUUGGCUAUGACUGUUUCUGUGAUGGGAAUUUGCUGCCUUUUAACUUAUUUGGUAUAUUUACCACGUUUCACAGAGUUCUUUCUUAAUGUGCAGUCCCACUUCCUAGUCUCCAC
Messenger RNA from Spea bombifrons (plains spadefoot toad), 2505 nucleotides. RefSeq names its product netrin G2 (gene NTNG2). The coding region runs from base 186 to 1760 and encodes 524 amino acids. The transcript has 7 exons. The record is from RefSeq and is a predicted model, not a curated record. Lineage: Eukaryota; Metazoa; Chordata; Amphibia; Anura; Pelobatidae.